CCAUGACCCUAGGCGGCUGCUGCUGCGAGAUCAUGUCCUCCGAGAGCUCUCCGGCAGUGCUGUCCGAGGCCGAGGGGGACAUCGACGUGGUGGGCGGCGGGGGCGGAGGAGGAGGCGACCCGUUGCUCAGCGCCGCCGCCACCCCCCGGGACGCGUGCAAGUACGGGCCGGACGAGGAGGAAGGGGACGAGGAGGAGGAAGAGGAGGAAGGUGAGUCCUCGGACGGCGAGCCUCGGCUCCUCCCGCCGCCCACCCCUCGGGGGGCCGGGCCCAAGGGGGGAGCGGAGCCCAGCCCGGGCGGGGAGCCCCCCGUACCCCCCAGGGGAGCAGCGGCCGGCGGCGACAAGACGCCGUCGGGGGCUGGCAAGAACCCCCUAGUGAAGCCGCCCUACUCGUACAUCGCGCUCAUCACUAUGGCCAUACUUCAGAGCCCCAAGAAGCGGCUGACGCUGAGCGAGAUCUGCGAGUUCAUCAGCGGCCGCUUCCCCUACUAUCGGGAGAAGUUCCCCGCCUGGCAGAACAGCAUCCGCCACAACCUCUCGCUCAACGACUGCUUCGUCAAGAUCCCCCGGGAGCCGGGCAAUCCGGGCAAGGGCAACUACUGGACGCUGGACCCCGAGUCCGCCGACAUGUUUGACAACGGCAGCUUUCUGCGGCGGAGGAAGCGCUUCAAGCGGCAGCCGCUGCCGCCCACGCACACCCACGCGCACCACCCGCACGCCCAUCCGCACCCGGAGCUGCUGUUGCGUGGAGGGGACCCCGGAGCCUUCCUCCCCAGCUUCGCUGCCUACGGAGCCUACGGCUACAGCUAUGGGCUGCCGCUGCCCGGGUACCACGCACACCACGCUGGUCCUCCGCAGCCCCCACACCCACACCCAGCCCCGCACCCCGGCCACCCCGCCGCCUUCUCCUUUGCCGCGGCGGCCGCCGCCGCCGCCCCGUGCCCUCUGGCUGCACCCCCACCUGCGCCUCCCCCGCCUCCGCCGCCGCCGGUGCAGGCUCAAGCGGCCCCGGCCCCGGCCCCAGCCCCAGGUCCCCCGACGGCUGCCGCCUCGCUCUUCGCCGCGACUCCGGCCGGCCUGCCCUCCUUCCUGGGAGCCGAGUUGGGCUGCCGGAAGGCCUUCUAUCCCGCGCAGCUGAGCCCCCCGGCUGCGGGCACGGCGGCCAGCUUGCCUGCGGCCGCGGCGGCCGCGGCUCUGCUACACAGCCUGAAGGCGGACAGUGGGGGAGGCGGCGGGGGCUCGGGGUCUGGGAGCGGGCCCGGGCCCGGGGGGCGGCCUUCAUUCUCCAUAGACCAUAUCAUCGGGGGCGCUGCGCCCCCGGCGGGCCCGGGUCCCGGAUCGGGCGGCGGAGGCGGCGGAGGCGGAACGGGCGCCGGGAGAGGGUCGCCUUCGUCUCCGUACGCUACUGCUCCGAGCGGGGGCCAAGCCCAGGUGCUGGCAGUGCUGCCCGCGCCCGCGCUGACGCCGGUGCCGGCCCACAUUCGCCUCUCGCACCCCGGGGACGCGCUGCUGCAGUCGGGCCCUAACUUCGCCAGCAAGAUCCCCAGCCUGAGUGGCUGCCACUUCUGAACAGUCUAAGGAUUCCGCGCCGGGAGAAACUGAGGGGACCGAACUUUCCAAAGACACUGGGAACUCUUCGCGUCCCCUUCUCCCCUGGCCCGUUCCCUCACUCGCCCGACCUGGCUCCACGGGGGCCGAAGGGAGGAAGACUUGCUGUGGGGAGUGAGAGUGUCUCCGAAGCAGCGUCAAUGCCCCCGUCACUCUCCUCGACCUGUGCCUCCCCGCGGGUUGGCCGCGUAUUUAUAAGCGUCCGCGUGGGUCUCUCUGUGGCCCGAGGAGGACAAGGGCUGAGGACCGCGUCGGCCUGAGACCGGAGCCUUUCCAAUUGUAUCUCUUUAGAACCGAGCGAUGACCGGAGAUCCGGGUCCCGGGUCCCAGGCCUCGGGCCGCAGCCAGACGGCCUUCUCUGAUCGCGGAGCUGGGGAGCAAAGGCAAAGAUCCGGAUUUUUUCGUGCCAACCGGAAAACCCUGUGGGGGGAGGGGUGGUGGUGGCGGGGAGGGACGACGGGAAGAGGGCUUUUGGUUAGUGAGCUUCCCCCCUUGGAUCUGGCUUGCCCGCUUCCGAUGGAUGGGACCCCGGAUAAUUGCCUGCUCUCUGCUUCCCACAGUGGCCGGUCGGACGCGGCCUCCACCAGGCGGUGAGAAUUCCAAACCCCCCACUUUCCACUCCCUUUUCCCCAGCUCUGAGGUCGGAGUUUUCUCCGGGUUUCCCUUUAAAAGAAACAAGCAAAAGAAUUUCGAGAAGCGAAAGGCACGGAGAUCUCUUUUCUCCCCUGUUUGUGGGAGGCGGGGAGCGAGGCCUAGAGCCUUCGUGCCCCCCAUCCGGUCCCGGACCUCCCGCUGGAAUCCCUCCCCGGCCCCUGGAAGGUACUUGUAAAUAGUUCAGAGCUGGCCUGCCCUCCCCCGUGGGAUCUCUCCAGGGGCUCGGGCCUGGGGCUCUUUUGCUACGGGCACGGUCCACGAGAGGGGAGACCUGGGCAGUGAUAGACUGGGUGGUUCUGUGACCCCUUUCGGAUGGUUUUCCGUGGAAGCAAAGGGAACCUCUGCAACUCGCCCCAUUCCUCCGCGCGGCCCUAUUCCCCUCUCCCACUUUCCUGCCGGCCUCGCCCUUCCAUUCCUGCUCCUGCCCCUGCCCCAAUUGGUGUCAAAGAAUAAAUGUUUGUGGAUUUCACUGAA
Messenger RNA from Antechinus flavipes (yellow-footed antechinus), 2738 nucleotides. RefSeq names its product forkhead box D2 (gene FOXD2). Bases 3 to 1571 code for a protein of 522 amino acids. Gene Ontology annotation, molecular function: DNA-binding transcription factor activity, RNA polymerase II-specific; RNA polymerase II cis-regulatory region sequence-specific DNA binding. Gene Ontology annotation, biological process: cell differentiation; regulation of transcription by RNA polymerase II; anatomical structure morphogenesis. The record is from RefSeq and is a predicted model, not a curated record. The transcript is spliced from 2 exons. NCBI's taxonomy places the organism in Eukaryota, Metazoa, Chordata, Mammalia, Dasyuromorphia, Dasyuridae.